UGUGACUCUUCGAGUUGCAGCACAUACAUUUUUUAAAAGGUGUAUGUUGUGAACCAAAUCUGACCGUUUGGGCAUUGUUUUGUUGUUAUUUUGUCAGUCAUUUUCUUUAUCGUUACUAUUGGUCGUAAAGUAGAGCAAAUUUGCGACAGUUCAUGACGUCAUCAUCAAGGUCCUGUCUCAAUGGACGCAAACGCGAUAUCAGGAUAUCUUUUAUUUUUAUAAUAAUUUCUUCCACUGUUUUUGUAAUGCUUUUUUCGUAACUAAUGUAUCGUCGACACAUUAGUUUGAUAAAAUGCUUGUUUUAAAACUGGAACACUAAUGAAACAUCCGAAGCUAACCCCAACUAGCUCGGCCAUGCUAGCGUUAUUAAUCCAUCUGUUUUGCUCAUAACAUCAUUUUGAUGAUUUGCUGAUGUCAUUUGCAUCCGUCGCAAAUUGGACGUUUUUUAUUGUUCUGCGUGCCGUUUGGAAUAUUUCGUUUGUCGCCCUCGACAUAGAUAACUCGAUUGAUUACAAAUGUCCGCACAAAAGGACUGCGAGUUUUUGGUGAAAAGAGCUCGGGAGCUGGUUCCUGAUGACCCUUGUGCCGCUAAAGCCUGGCUCAUUACCGCCAGAACCCUUUACCCUGCUGACUUCAACAUCCAGUAUGAAAUGUACAUCAUUGAACGCAAUGCAGAAAAGACAUCUUGUGCAGGGAGACUGCUUUACGACAUGUUCUUAAAUUUUCCAGAUCAGCCCAUUGUGUGGCGUGAGAUCAGUGUCAUCACAGCUGCACUGCGGAGUGACUCCCAAGACAAACAUUCACAGUUUCUUCGAGGGCUUUUUGAAACACUGCCUGGUCGUAUACAAUGUGAGAUGUUGCUGAAAGCCACCGAGCAGUGCUUCAACACUUUGGAGAAGGCGGAGAUGCUGUUGCUUUUAUUAAAGCGCUUUCCAGAGUCUGUUGUCCAACAUGGGGUGAGUCUAGGCGAGACACUGUUGGAGGCAGAAGCAUCUGAGAAAGUGGAGUCGCCUGUCAACUGCUUCAGAAAACUUUUCGUGUGUGACGUCCUCCCUCUGCUGAUAAACAACAUGGAUAUGCGCCUGCCCGCCAGCCUGAUGCAGAAAUACAUUCUCAAAGCUGCUGAAUUCUACAUCGGCUAUGUCGCCCGAGGACCUUCACCGGAUGGACCGAUGAAUGUCUCUCAAGAAGGUGGUCCACUUAAGUCUCCCUCUGUCUCGCGGGGCUCUCAACGCUAUGUGAUUGACGGCUUGUCGGAGAAGUCAUCGGUGGUAGCUGAACCUUGGGAGAGGCUGUUGGACCUUCUUGCUGUUGUCGGAGCUCGAUGUGAAUGGCAGGGAGACAAAGGACAGAGGAGCUACACAGACUUGCUUCAGAGAGUAAAGGAGCUGUGUCGCUACUUACCUGGCCUCGAGGGUGACACCAGAGCCCGCUGCUGCAGUCAGGUGGUCAUCUGCGCCGCCCUCGUCCUCUUCCGCAACGCCUUCCUCUAUGUCUCGGCCGUACAGCCAGCGCUGUUCCAGGGUGUGAAUACUCUAAACACGGGGCCGUGGAUUUUAGUGGAGGAUUUGAGCUCGGUGUACCAUGAUGUGGAUUUGGAGAGAGGAACGGUCAAACACGCGCAUAAGAAACGCAAAAUGGCAGAUGGCAGAGAGAAGACAAUGAGCUCCGAUGAUGAGGAAGGCCUAGGGAAGAUGCGUGGUCGACACAUCCUGGUCAACAAAACCGAGAUGCCCAGCUGGUCAGAGACUCUGGAGAGCUUUUACACAGCGAGAGAAAGCUGGGACCUCCUUCAUUCCCACGACAGCCUUGAAACUGAGUUCAAAAAGAUCUGUGCCACGUGGAAGACAGACAGCUGGCUUUGGUUACGAAUUUUCCUCACGGACAUAAUCAUAUACCAGGGACAGUACCGUAAGGCCCUGUCGAGCCUGCAGCAGAUGGCCGCUGUGCAGCAACUUCACCCAGGCCAGCAGAGCCCCUCAGGCCAGACCAGUCUGGAGCACCACAGGGCCCUCAUACAGCAAGCUUCCUGCCACUACGCACUGGGAGAAUACAGGAUGGCCUGUGAGAAGCUUCUCGAUGUCGUCAGUGGACUUGUAGCCCCAAACCAUGAAUCAACAAAGCCCUCUGAAGAUCAGACAAGGGUCAAGACCAAAUCCAAGAAAAGUCAUGACCUGAGAUUGCUUCCAUGCACCAGUAAGGCUGUGUUACCUUUCUGCCUCCAGCUGAUGCUGUCCUGUUUUAAGCUGCGCGCCUUCACAGACAACAGGGACGACUUGUCGCUGGGUCACGUGGUGGUGCUCCUGCAGUACGACUGGCCUCAGGGCGAGAUGCUUUUUCUCAAGGCUGUGGACAAGAUCUGCCAGCAAGGCGGUUUCCAGUAUGAGAAUUUCUUCAAUUACGUCACCAACAUCGACAUGCUGGAGGAAUUUGCAUACUUGCGUACGCCAGAUGGAGGGAGGAUCCAGCUGGAGCUGCUGCCCAACCAGGGGAUACUGAUUAAGAACCCUAGCCCCGCCCUGGGGGUGGAGUUAAACACCCUUCUGCUACAAGGGGUUCACACGAUGGACAGACACCACACCGUGACGAGGGGGAUCACUAAAGGAGUGAAGGAGGACUUCCGCCUGGCCAUGGAGAGGCAAGUGUCUCGUUGCGGAGAGAACCUGCUGAGCGUGCUGCACCGUUUUUGUAUCAACGAGAAAAUCAUCAUCGUCCAGUCUCUCCCUUGACGCCAUAAAGCCUUCUCAAAACGAGGUUGGACUGACUCUUUGACCUCUCGUACUACAAGAGACACUGAAAACUUUUUUGUACAAUGGUGUCAUUUUCUUGUGUUUGCUAACUUACAGCAUUUUAAUGGUAUCAUCAUGAUGGGAUAUUUUGUAGAUAUCGAUAAAAGAACCUGCAUUUUGCUUACCUUUUGUGGGAAUGUUUAUUCGGAACAAUUUGACUUGACCUUUUAAAUGAGAUAUAUGAUAACUGCCGCUAUUGGACACAAGGUGGCAGCAUUUAGUAAACCCAACCUAACCCUCCCAAUAAGUGUGAUGCGGUGCAGUUCUUCACCACUGCAAACUAAUAUCGCCUGGAGAAUGACAUUCAUUUCCAUUUUAUUGCAUUAAUAAAUAGAAUCAUGAAAAUAUAUCAAAUUAAAAGGAUCAGAAAGAAAUAUACAUUUACAAAACCCAAAUCCAGUGAAGUUGGCAUGUUGUGUAAAUGGUAAAUAAA
Molecule: messenger RNA, 3222 nt
Organism: Entelurus aequoreus (snake pipefish)
Lineage: Eukaryota; Metazoa; Chordata; Actinopteri; Syngnathiformes; Syngnathidae
Gene: ints10
Product: integrator complex subunit 10
Exons: 18
Coding region: 516-2729 (737 amino acids)
Biological process (GO): snRNA processing
Cellular component (GO): integrator complex
Source: RefSeq, a predicted model, not a curated record